Molecule: messenger RNA, 837 nt
Organism: Talaromyces amestolkiae
Lineage: Eukaryota; Fungi; Ascomycota; Eurotiomycetes; Eurotiales; Trichocomaceae
Exons: 2
Coding region: 1-837 (278 amino acids)
Biological process (GO): pyridoxal 5'-phosphate biosynthetic process; pyridoxine metabolic process
Cellular component (GO): glutaminase complex; cytosol
Molecular function (GO): glutaminase activity
Source: RefSeq, a predicted model, not a curated record
AUGAUGAGCAAGAUCACAGUGGGCGUCCUAGCCCUCCAGGGUGCCUUCUACGAGCAUCUGCAACUCCUCCGAAAAGCCGCCGACCUUCUAGCCUCUGCCUCUUCUCAGGAAGUAUCCCAAUGGGACUUUAUCGAAGUACGGACAAAAGCGCAAUUGGAUGCGUGUGACGCACUCAUCUUACCCGGUGGUGAGAGCACAACCAUUUCUCUUGUGGCUGCUAGAUCAAAUCUAUUGGAGCCAUUGAGGGAUUUCGUCAAAUUACAUCGCAAACCGACAUGGGGUACAUGCGCCGGCCUCAUUCUCCUUGCCGAAUCAGCCAACCGCACAAAGAAAGGAGGCCAAGAACUCAUCGGCGGCAUUGAUGUGCGCGUAAAUAGGAACCAUUUCGGUCGCCAGACGGAGAGUUUCCAGGCGCCUAUUGAUCUACCAUUCUUACAAGACGGAGCUAAAUCCCUACCAUUUAACGGCGUGUUCAUCAGAGCACCCGUCGUCGAAAAGAUCCUUCCCCAUCAAAAGGGCAUACAAACCGAAGAAGACCAGCGGGCAGAAACAGUCGUCGCUCCAUCACGAGAAGUAGUCGACGCCGCCGCUCAAAAGGCACUCGAAGAUGAAGUGGAAGUACUCGCAAAACUACCCGGAAGAGCAGCACGCCUAGUAGCAAAUAGCGGCGUGAAUAUUGAUGCCGAAAAGGAGGCUGGAGAUAUAAUUGCUGUUAAGCAGGGGAAUGUGUUUGGUACGAGUUUUCAUCCGGAGUUGACGGAUGAUCCGAGGAUUCAUCUUUGGUGGUUGAGGCAGGUGCAAGAUGCCUUUUCGAAAAGGAAUGGUAUAGCGGCUUGA